Messenger RNA from Panonychus citri (citrus red mite), 2401 nucleotides. Its product is annotated as methylmalonyl-CoA carboxyltransferase 1.3S subunit-like. Gene Ontology annotation, cellular component: mitochondrion. NCBI's taxonomy places the organism in Eukaryota, Metazoa, Arthropoda, Arachnida, Trombidiformes, Tetranychidae. The record is from RefSeq and is a predicted model, not a curated record. Bases 259 to 771 code for a protein of 170 amino acids. The transcript has 2 exons. Gene Ontology annotation, molecular function: methylcrotonoyl-CoA carboxylase activity.
UUGGUGAUUAUUAUGAAUUGUUUUGAUUUAAGUGUUAUUAUUGUGAAUAUUUCGCCAAAAAUUGAGAAUAAAACUUUUUGUGACUUUGAAACGGGCGGUUAACUUUGGCUCUUUUUGACUUUUUUCUGCUUCUUUUCGUCCUUUUGUCUCUUACCUCUGCCAUCGGUGUAUUUGCCUCAUCAGCUGAAUCAUUGUCGAUUUCAUCUUUGUCCAAUUAUCAGUCCACUAGUGCCCGAUUCUCAAAGGUUACACCAAACGAUGACCUCACAAAAAACAUUAACUCUUCCAUACAGUUAUGAAAAAUACUCUACUGGGGUCAAGCAACAUGAACCAGAUGAAUACUCAGAUUCACUUAAUGGGUCACCUUUUGCUACACUUGAGGCUGAUUACAGUUCAUUGACCAACUCAUUAGGAGUCAAUCAAGAUGGAUUAACUAAAGCUACUUUGUUCACUUCGGAUAAAGAUGGUUACAAUUUCGAGUUUGGAACUAAACCUUAUUAUCGGUCAACCGGAUCAAUGGAAUCCUCCAAUGGAGCUGAUGGUAUUGUCGCUCCAAUGCCUGGUGUUAUCGAGAAAAUUUUGGUCUCCGAAGGCGAUACAGUUGAACCUGGAACCUCGUUGGUUGUUAUGGUGGCCAUGAAAAUGGAAUAUAUAAUUAAAGCAAAGGCUAAAUCGAAAGUGGAAAAGAUCAUGUUGAAAGCGGGUGAAUGUGUUCAAAAAGGUUCACAAUUAGUUAGAUUGGUGAAUCUAAACACUAAUGAAUAUGAUUAAUUGUGGAAAAACAAUUUUACCAAAUUGAAUUUUCAUUAUCUGAUUUUUAUAUCAACCAUUCAAAACUAUUAGCUUAAUAGCUUAAUAGCUUUCUUUUUUACAACAAUCUGAUCAUUAAUCAGAGCUAAACAUGUAAUCAGAUUAACAGAAAUUAUCGGUUAGAAAACUAAUAUUAUUAUUGUCAAGAUUGAGCAUCAACCCCACUGACCUGUCCAUCGAUAUGAAACCGACUAAAACAUUGAGUAGAAAAGGUUAAUUCAACUGGAUUUAUGACAACAAUUCAAUUAAAUGAGCAUGAGAAUAUUUAUCAACAAUUGUAAUUAUUUUCUAUGUGAACCCAACAAUCUUGUUUAUCAAAGUGUAAUUUAAAUUAGUUUGGGGGAAUCGCCAUCAGCUGAUUAUUACCUUAAUAAAGAUUUGGAGCUCAGGUAAUUGAUCCUGAUUUUUUUUCUUUUUUUUUCCUAGAAAAUGAUUUUCUCCGGAUGAGAACAUCUAAUUGUUAACUGUAACAAAGUACAUGACCUUGAGUAAGUAUGAUGAAAUCGAGUAGGAAUAUUGGGUAAGGCUCAAUUGACUGAGUUCGGCGUUUUUAUUCAAAGCAUCAGAAAAUACCAAAGACGAAGUCAGGAAGAGAUCGAACAGCAAAAAGAUCUGGUUGCGGAUAAUUCUCACGAGUGUCGCCACAGUCGUUUUUCUCUUUCUAUAAUAUUAGUCAUUGGAAUUUUUCUCAUCAGUUUUGAUUGAAUCGUGCAAGUCACCGUAUCAAAUUUUGUCGUUUUGUUUUGUGACUUAUUAUUAUUAUUUUGUUAAGAUUUUGUGAUUGUGUUAGACAACAUGGAUUAUAAUAUAAACGAUUUCUUCAAAUUCGCCAAUGAAAACCCAUUAGAGAAUGAUAUUUAUAGAUUUACCUUAAACUCUGUGAACAUCGGCAAAUAUCCCGAAAUAAAUCAUUUAAUUUUGGAAUAUCAUAAGGAGCUUCGAGAAUGUGCAUCAAACAUGGAACGGACAUUGCGAAAGUACAUUGUUUAUCUCACUUGGGAUGGACAAGAAGAGCCGUUUAUCUACGACACCGAGAGAGAUGAUUUAAGUCAAUUUGCUGAAAAGUUUGGCCUGGAGAAAGAAAAAAUCAAAGAAGUGGUUGGUGAGAUAAAGCCAUGGAGUAAGAUAGAAAUUAUUCCAAAGCCUAUUGAAGUUGAGAAUUUGAUUCCUGCUAAGAAAAAAGAUCUGCUUUCCAGCUUUAUUUCCGUCGCAUUCAAUGCAAUCCAUUGCAAUGAAUCGCUUUUCGCUGUGGUUUUAAUGGUUUUUGCCGUUAUUAUCGCUGUUAUUUUGGCGAUUUAUCAAGAAAAUAUUUGUGCACUUUUCUCUAAGCCUAAAGUUACAUUCCAUCAACGGCCACACGUUGGAAUUGGAUACCACAGCGCUUUCCUCUAGUCAACUUACUUCUCGUUCUUAUUUCACUAAAGCCUGAUCAAGUGAAAUCUUAAAAGAACCUCUGAGAAUAAGUUAUUUGUCAAUUUUAUUUAUUUAUUUAUAAGAUUUGAGACAUUCCAUACGUGGAAAAUGUACCAAUUAAAAGGAAAUUAAAGACAAUUAACUGUUGACAUUGAAAAUAAAAAUUUUAUCAUGUUAA